Molecule: messenger RNA, 1185 nt
Organism: Microthlaspi erraticum
Lineage: Eukaryota; Viridiplantae; Streptophyta; Magnoliopsida; Brassicales; Brassicaceae
Source: the annotation of a GenBank genome assembly
AUGAAUUCUGAUGUUGAACCACCGCAGAAGAAGAAGAAGAAGACACCGUUUUCGUCGCUUCCAGAAGAAAUCGUUGUAAGCUGCUUAGCCCGCAUAUCAAAUUCGCACUACCCGAAACUGUCCCUAGUCUCCAAGAGCUUCUGCUCUCUCAUCUCAUCCUUUGAUCUCUAUAUUGCCCGAUUUCACUUGGAAAGAACAGAAAAAGUACUUCAUGUCUGCUUACAGCUUCCCGAUCGUUGUCUUCCCUCAUGGUUCAGCCUCUGGAUAAAACCUGAUCAAACCCUAAAAAUUGACUACAUGGACAAGGAUGACAACAACAGGUCUUGUAACACCAAGUUGGUACCAGUUCCUUCAUCAUAUUCUCCUCGUGAACCAUCAACGUUCCUCCGUAAGGUUGGAUUGAAAGAAUACGCAAUAUUGGGACAACACAGAUCUUCGACGACCCUACACAACCACCUCGAGAUGAAGGUUCGCAAUGAGGGGGUUAAAAAUGAAUGGCGUAAAGCGCCUAGCAUGAGAGUGGCUCGAGAGAAGGCGCUCACGGUUGCGGGCGUCCUCAAUGAGAAAAUAUAUGUAAUGGGUGGUUGCAAGGCAGAAGAAACCGAGAAUUGGGCUGAGGUUUUCGACACAAAGACUCAAACUUGGGAAGCUUUACCUGACCCUGGCGCUGAGCUCCGCUUCUCUUUACUUAAAUCAAUGAGAAUGAUCGAGGGAAAGGUCUACGUUGAGAACAGCGAGAAGAAGCGUUAUGUUUAUGAUCCAAAAGAAGGUAGAUGGGACGUUGCAGCAACAGCAUUAGUGCAUGAUCAGAGAAUUAUGUGUUACAUAGAUGUUUGUUGGUACCUUUAUGAUAGUGUUACAAAAUGUUGCCUAUGGUAUGACAUUACGCGUAAAGAGCGGGGAAUGGUCAAAGGUUUGGAGGCAUUUAAUAGGAAUUGUCGUGGUGGUGGUGUAAGAGUUAUUACAUUAGCUAACUACCGUGAGAAGCUCUUAAUCUUAUGGGACGAGUUUGAGAAGCCUGGUGGUCAAUGUCAAAACAAGAACAUUUGGUGUGCGGUGAUUAACCUUGAAAGACGUAAUGAUGAUGAUGAUGAUGAAGUUUGGGGAACUGUUGAGUGGGCUAGUGUUGUGCUUACCGUUCCUAGUUCAUACGUUUUCUUGCGUUAUGAAGUGAAUUCGGUUUGA